GUGAGGCCCCGCCGGUGUGGAGCCCGCGGUCGCUACCCCUGUCCGUGCCCGCUCUCUCACACAGGAGCUCACGUGGCCCGGGCCGGGCGGUAACGCUGCCUCAGCCGGAUGAGGGGCGUCUGUGCGGACCCCGAAAGUUGAGUGAAACUUGGUGAGACGGCUGCGGUUCGCUCGGGGUGAAAAAUAUCCAGAUAGAUUAAGUUUCUCACAAAGAAAUAAUCCUUGGGGAUACAUAUGGUUUUCUUCUAGAGGAAUAUACAUAAAGAUAAAUCAAGAUGCUUCUGGGUGAGCAAGAACAACUCUUGUCCUACAAUGGUGAAGUCCUUGUAUUUCAGCUGACAAAACCAAAACAUGUGGAGGGAGCAGCUGAUAAAACAAUGAAUUUAUGUGUCAGAAGAAUGGUGUUCAACAGAGACACUAAGGUAUUUGUUCAGAAGUCUUCUGGAGCAUUCAGCAUGCAUGCUAGUCACUCAAAAAUUGAAAUGAUUUGUUGUAGCUGCACAACAGAUUCCAGAACAGGAAUUAUUCUUCCCUGCAUUUUGAUGAAAAAGAAAAAACGGAAUAAUGUCAAAUACAUUUUACUGUUGCUUCACAGUUCAAAUCAAUUUGAGCAGUCCUUUCAUUUCAAAUUGGAUUAUGAGCUGAAAGAAGACAUCAGGUUGUUUGCUGGCCCGUCAGUGCUGUGGAGACACACCAAUAAGCUGUUCUACAUCUCUUCCAACACCUGCACGGUUCAAAGUGCUCCUUUUCAGCUUUCUUCAGUUGUGUGGACAGGUGAAAUUGUAGGUGAAGGCGCUGUUGUCUUAGGGGUAAGAACUGCUUGCCUGCCUGAGAGUGAAGAUGCAGAUGAGUUUUCCAUUUCAGACAGAGCCAUCUGGGGUAGCGAGUUCUUUGGAUACGCAAUUCAAACACAGAAAAUGCUGACUGCCACGUGCUUCAUGCCCCACGCUUACAGCAGAGUGGUAUCUUCUGUCUACGUCUGCAAGAGUGAGAGAUUGAAAAAGCAGCUCCGAAUAUCACUUGUUGCCAUAACCCACAAGAACCAGCUUAUUUGGUUCCAAAAUGGUCUCCCUAAAGGUGUUUGUGAGCUUCCUUUCGAGAAACCAAGUUCAGUAAAAACAGCUGUAACCAGUAGCAAUGAUUUGCUAUUUAUUGUGUCUUUUGCCUCUGGGGAUAGCUGUGUUGUACAGAGGAGAGACAGCUUACAGGUGGCUUCCAAAUGCCAAAAAGUGAAGUGUGUUCUGGUGGAUGAUUUUAUUGGCUCUGGAAGUGAGCAACUGUUACUCCUUUUUAAGGAUGACUCCAAUACAGACGUGUUAAAUACAUUCAAAAUAACAGACCUUGGAGCGGUUGACUUUGCAAGUGGUAUUAAUUAUAAACAUGAUGUUGCUGCCACAGAAGGAUUGCAAGAGAAUGGUUUGCUUACCAUCCAAGCCCUUGAAACAAGAUUGCAGGCAGGUUUCACCUCUGUUCGAGAGCUACAGCAGCAUUUAGAACUCCAAAAGAGGGUUAUUCUUGAAUCUUGCAGAGCACUGAUAGAUCUUGUUGAAGAAAGAACCCAUAUUCUACCGAAGGCAGAAGAGGAAGGUCUUGUCUCUCUCUGGGAUGAUGUAGAAAAUCCUCCUCAUUCUCUUAGUGAAGAGACAUCAUUGGCAUCUAAAAUCCCAGAGCACUUCACAGAGAAAUUGUGGCAGCGUGUUGUGGGUGACAGCUUGGUAGUUGGAGUAAAACUAACUGAAUCCUUUCACUGGUCACUGAAUGAUGUCAGCUUAUCUUUAGUGAUGGAUCAAGACUUCUCUUCAAUUUCUCCAGUUAUCAAGUGUCAAAGUAAAAUCAUUAAGCUGAACAAGGCAUUCUCAGCAUUGGCUGUUUCCUCAUGUCAAAUUCAGCCGCCUCCGAAAAAGAUUAAAUUGGACUUGCAUAGCAAGGAUGAUCUGAAAAAAGAGUUUCCUAAGAGACCUUCAGGGGUUCAUCUGGAUGGAGCAAAGACAGUCAUUGCUGUUACCAACCUUUCACCUUUAUUGGCGUUUCAUCGUGUCUGCUGUGCAGUUCUUCUACAUGCGAAGAGGCGAAAACAUGGGAAUGAUGGUUUACAGGAGAGCAAACAGAUUACUGUGCUCUGUGGGAAAAUUUUGUUAAGUAUGGAAGAUAUUUCAAAUGGAAGAUUUUCAGUAAAGAUGUUCAGGGAUAAUAGUUACUGUACAGGUGCCAUGGAAGAUAUACUUGCUGUCCUUGCAACAGCUGUCAGAUUCUCCUUUCAGAUUAUGUCUUCUGACUGCACAUUGACUCCAGUAAAUUCGUGGUUACUGGGAGAAAUGGAAUGCACACCUUUUAAGGAAUGUCAUGGCAACAUAUUCUGUCAUAAAGCAGGAAAUGUGUAUGGUACAGUUUUUAACUGGAGCCUGAAAAAUCCAUUUGAAGGGGUUCUAACAAUAUUUUGCAGAAAUCUGACCAUCGUGUUCCAGUGCCUUCAUAGCCUUACUAGAGUUCUCCCACCAAGCUGCCGUGUAAAACUCCUGAGAUCUGGAAGAAAAAGUGUACUUACUGAACAGUUAGCACUGGCUUUGGAAAAAGAAAUGCUCACCUCGAAGAGUUCUUUCUUCUCAAAAGAAAGUAAGGCUGAAAACAGUCUGACAUGGGGGAAUGAGGCUGGCAAGAAAAUCAAUAAUGCUCCUCUGGCUUCUUUACUGGACACUGAGGAAGGAGUUCAGCAGUUCAGGAAGAAGCUUCAGAAUGAGCGGGAAGAGUGUGUGCUAAGUAUGAAUCAAACUAUGAAUGGUGCCCUCUACCAGAAAAUUGCUUUGAAAAUAGCAGAAGCUCAGCUCAGUUCAGAUAUGAUUGUGUGGAGACUGAGCAAGUCCUAGAAAUGAUUGACUAAAUUUAUUUUUUAAAUUUUUUAUUAAAAUUAUACUACUAAAUAAUAUUUAUAUUUUCAUGGGUACUUAUAUUGCAUUGUAUUCUAAAGCUCUGUUAUUUCUACAGAUAAAUACUGGUAUUUUGAUUGAUGAUUUGUAGCUGCUUUGCCAAGAACUUAAUAUUAAAGAUUGAUGAGUCAUUUUGUUACAGAUUUUGAAAAUAUAUUUUAAGGUAUUUUUUAAUAAGUCCUACUCUAAAAUCAUAAUUCUUGAACUAUAAAUGAACUAUUUUAUAUAAAAAAAAUAAUAAGCAUGUGCUCUUUAAAACAGUUCUAUUAAACCUGAUAGAUGACUGUUUACACAGGUAAAAUUUAAGCAUUUUUAAGAAAUCUUAAGACAAAUAUAGAAAAGAUCUAAGCUAUGCAACCAAUUUUAAUUCAUAGUUUGAGUGUGGAGUUUGACAUUCUAAUUCAAAGAAGAGGCAGUUUAUCUUCAUGAUAUAUCAAACCUUUUAAAUAAUUUCUAGUGAUACCACCUGAGGAAGAAGACUCUGAUUGUACCUUUCAGCCCUAUCUGAUCUUAGAUCUGAGAGAUUAUGGAGUAUUUAUUGGAGCUGGAGAACCAGAUUAGGCCUCUUACCAGAUUUCAAGAACUCAUGAAGAUUCACUUUAUAAUAAAACUGCUUCAGGUUUGG
This is a messenger RNA of Neopelma chrysocephalum (saffron-crested tyrant-manakin), 3549 nucleotides long. RefSeq names its product FA complementation group B (gene FANCB). The transcript is spliced from 9 exons. The coding region runs from base 276 to 2864 and encodes 862 amino acids. Gene Ontology annotation, biological process: negative regulation of double-strand break repair via homologous recombination; interstrand cross-link repair; replication-born double-strand break repair via sister chromatid exchange. Lineage: Eukaryota; Metazoa; Chordata; Aves; Passeriformes; Pipridae. Gene Ontology annotation, cellular component: Fanconi anaemia nuclear complex. The record is from RefSeq and is a predicted model, not a curated record.